Alosa alosa (allis shad) is the source of this 5776-nucleotide messenger RNA. It is a transcript of the gene pla2r1, whose product is annotated as phospholipase A2 receptor 1. Gene Ontology annotation, cellular component: plasma membrane; signaling receptor complex. The transcript is spliced from 30 exons. The coding region runs from base 145 to 4641 and encodes 1498 amino acids. NCBI's taxonomy places the organism in Eukaryota, Metazoa, Chordata, Actinopteri, Clupeiformes, Clupeidae. The record is from RefSeq and is a predicted model, not a curated record. Gene Ontology annotation, molecular function: signaling receptor activity.
ACUGCCCCGCUGAGAGCGACGUGACGUAGGGAAAACCGAAAAACUCGGCGUAAAGUAGCUGGUGAAAAACAUCCAUACGCCAGAGUUUGCCGAGACGCGAAAUGCGCUACCUCGCUUCCGUGUCUAUCAUUCUCAGUUGUGGAUAUGCAAAAAUACUUUUCACGUCGCAAUGUUUGUACAGACGGGGCGCUUUUCGCUCUUUGUAUUGUGCUGCUGAACAGCUCUGCUCGUGCCUCUGAGGACGAUGAGGUUUUGGGGGAAAAACAACUUACGGAGCUGUACAGUAAAGGUGCGUUCAUCCUGGAGAGCGUGCGGACGCAGCUCUGCGUGACGCUGAAUGGCUCCACUGGCCUGGUGCUGUCGGACUGCGAGCGGCCCACGCGGGCCAUGCUGUGGAAGUGGGUCUCCCGGCACCGGCUCUUCAACCUGGGCAACAGCCGGUGCCUCGGCCUGAACACCAGCCGCAUGGCGCAGCCCCUGGGGACGUUCGAGUGCGACGCAUCCAUCCGCACGCUGUGGUGGCGCUGCAGCAGGAACAUGCUUUAUGGCGCCUCACAGCUGAAGCUGGCGCUAGCGGGCAGCCGGCUGGUGGCCAAGAGGACUGAGUACCACGAGUGGCGGAGGUACUCCACAUCCGGGGAGGGACCCUGUGCCUACCCAUAUGAGGUGAUUUACACUCUGCAGGGUAAUGCCAAUGGGAUGCCCUGUGCGUUGCCCUUCAAGUACAACUACAAGUGGUACUCGGAGUGCACCAGUGAGGGCAGAGAGGACCAGCGCCUCUGGUGUGCCACUACCAGCCGCUACGACCAGGAUGAGAAAUGGGGCUUCUGUCCGAGCCCAGACACAGGCUGUGACUGGCUGUGGGAGAGCAAUGAGGAGUUGCGUGCGUGCUACCAGUUUAACCUGCACACCUCAGUGAGCUGGAGUCAGGCGCACGCCUCCUGCAGAGCUCAGGGAGGUCACCUGCUCAGCAUCACCAGCCUGGCAGAGCGCAAGUACAUCAGAGACAGACUUGCUGAUGUUGGGGUGAUGGUCUGGACUGGACUGAACCAUCUGGGCAAGGAAGGGGGGUGGCAGUGGUCUGAUGGAUCUCCCCUCACUCUGAUUGACCUUUUCUCAAAUCGACAUGACCCCAGCAGAUUUACAAGAGCCGUGCCCUCGGCUCCUGUACCGUCCAGCCGCCAGUGCCGCGUGUGUAGCUAUGCCUCGGGCAAGGAGCAGUGGCGGAGCAUGUCAUGCGAGUCAGCUCUGUACUACGUCUGCAAGAAGACCCCCAACAAUACCCGCCGGGCUGAACCGCUAGAACACUGGCAGUACCGGGCCACAGUGUGCCCCACCAAUGACUGGGUGGCCCACAACCGCUUCUGCUACAGGGUCCUGGAGGAGCACCGGAGCUGGGACAACUCUAGCAGCGCGUGCCACUCCCACAGUGCUGAGCCUGUCAGCGUGCAGUCACUCUCCCAGCUGGAGCUGCUUCGCAGCCUUCUCAACAAUGUGUCGGCCCCAGCAGUGUGGAUUGGGCUGGUCAAGUCAGCGGCAGCAUCAUCUGUAGAGUGGUCAGAUGGCUCACCUGUUUCCAUGACAGUCUGGCACCAAGACGAAAGGUUCCCAGUGGCCCCCAACACUCGUGUGUGUGGCAAAACCAACCCUCAGGGGGACUGGCUGUUGGGAGAUUGUGCUGAGAAGCUGCCGGUGGUUUGCAGAACCUCAGGCCUUGUGCCACUGCAUCCAUCAGGGGAGUGGGAUGAGGGCUGCCCAGAGGGUUGGAAGCGCAAAGGCCAUAACUGCUACCGGCUGACUGACAAGGAGCAGACGUUUGAGGAUGCCAUGAAGGGCUAUUACUGCAAGGCCCCUCUGGCCACUGUGGAGGAUAGGUUUGAACAGGCCUUCCUAAACAGUCUGCUGGAGAACUCCGGUGCGUCUGAGGGCCAGUUCUACUGGACAGCCCUGCAGGACAUGAACCAAACCCGGGAGUACAGCUGGCUCCAUCCAAACGGCUCCAAGCUGCCACUCAGUUAUACCAACUGGAACCACCACCAACCAGUGAGUGAUGGAGGCUGUGUGGCGAUGUCUGGAGGUGUAGCUCUGGGUCACUGGGAGGUGAAAGACUGCAAAUCCCAGAAGGCUUUAUCUGUGUGCAAACAGAGCGUGAGUGGCUAUGAGGACCUGCACCUACCUCUGCCCCAUAUAGACCUGUUUGCGCCCUGUCCAGAUGGAUGGGAGACCGGUCCUCAUCUGCUCGUCUGCUUCAAGGUGUUUCACAGUGAGAAGGUGCUGAUGAAGAGAUCUUGGGCAGAGGCGGACGUCUUCUGCAAGGGGCUGGGGGCCAACCUGGCCAGUUUCCUGCACUAUGAGGAGGAGACCUUCCUGAAGAGAACCAUCGCAAACAUGUUUGAUGGAACAGAAGGUCAGGGUUCUGGAAGAUGGUUCUGGGUGGGUUUCACCAGGAGAGACCCCAAAUCUGCAGGGUCCUGGGAGUGGUCCGACGGCACACCGGUGGUGACGUCCUUCAUAGAGGACAAGAAUGGGGAAGAUGAGAACCAUGAGUGUGCACUUUACAGCGACCUCACCAACCACCUCACCCCUCAGUCCUGCAGCACCAAACAUGAGUGGAUCUGCAAAGUACCCCGAGGUACAGAGCUGAGUAAGCCGUAUUGGUAUAACAGCCAGCAGGAACCCUGGGUGUUCUACCGUGGGGCGGAGUACUUUGUGGCCCGACAGCUCUUCCCCUGGGAGUCUGUGGCCUUCGCAUGCAAGAUGAUGGGAGCUGACCUGGUCUCCAUCCACUCCAAAGAGGAGCUGAACUUCAUCAUGGAGCGUAUACACAAGCAUCCACAUGGUCCCACUAAGUGGUGGAUUGGCCUUGCAAUGGAAAGUGGUCAAGACAUUGAGUGGACAGACGGCUCAUUUUAUGACUACUCGAACUGGGAAGCAGUCAACAGCAGCAGCCAAAGUGCCAGCAGGAAGCGAUGUGCUUACAUGUCCUCAGAAACAGGAGGCUGGUUUGCUCACCCCUGCUCUGAGCUCCAUGGUUACGUGUGUAAACGCAAGACAGCCUCUGUGAUGGAGAUUCCCAGAGAGCCCCACUACAUUGGCGCGUGCCCCAGCAAUUGGUUCUACUUUGGACACAAGUGCCUCCUGUUGCACCUGCCGAGUCGGCCCGAGGAGGGGAAGAGCUGGAGGGACGCCCAGUCCAUCUGCUCCAGCUUCCAGGGCUCUCUGGUGGCCAUCGAGGAUGAGAUUGAACAAGCAUACAUCACUAUGUUGCUGGACGGCAACUCGGCAGGCGUGUGGAUUGGCCUUCGAGAUGAGGACACCAUGAACUGGGCCUCUGGGAAACCGGUGACCUUCACCAACUGGUCCCCAAUAGAACCCAAGAGCUCUCUCACUCAGGAGGAGUGGUUGAAUGGUCCUCUUGCUGGAGAUGUACCCCUUUGCACGCUGCUCUCCAACAACCACAACUUCCACUUCACAGGGAAAUGGUACGACGAGAAGUGCACCGAGAGCGGCUACGGCUUUGUGUGUCAGAAAGCACAAGACCCAAAGAAGCCCCCCACUCACUCCUACCUGCCCGGCUCGCUGGAGAUCUCGGAGUACAACAACCACAGCUACCGGCUGGUGCGCAGCAACCUGAGCUGGUACGGGGCACUGAGCGCGUGCGUGGAGCAGGAGGCCGAGCUGGUCAGCAUCACGGACCCCUUCCACCAGGCCUACCUCACCGUGCUCGUCAACAAGCUGGGCUUCCCCCACUGGAUUGGGCUCUACAGUCAAGAUGAUGGCAUAAACUACCAGUGGUCAGACGGCAGUGACACCCUGUACACGCACUGGGAAGCGUCCGACGACGAUGACGAUGUGGGAGACUGCGUCUACAUGGACAUCACAGGAGGCUGGAGACGGGCAGAUUGCGAGAAGGGCCUCAGGGGGGCACUGUGUCAUGUCCCGCCACCCAGUGCAGAAAGUAAUGCCUUCUCCCAUGGCGUGGCCUGCUCCUCUAGCUGGCUGAAGUUCAGGGGCAGCUGCUACAACUUUGAGCCUGUGCUUCAGAGACUGGGCCUGGAGGAGGCCAGAGAGCACUGCCGACAGAAAGGGAAUUCCUCGGACAUGCUGACCAUUAGGAGUGAGGAGGAGAGUCACUUUAUACUGGAGCAGCUUGGAUCCUAUGGACUCCCACAUCAGACGGUGUGGCUGGGCAUUCUUUUCGACACUGACACUGACACUCUGACCUGGCUGGACGGGUCACCUCUGGACUACUCCAGUUGGCACUUCCGAGCACCGGACACCAGUGUCCUGAGGCCAGACACAUGCGUAUCUUUGCGCGUGUCUGAUGGUGUGUGGAACCUAGCCUCUUGCACAGACCAGCUGGGCUUCGUCUGCAAGACCAAAACAGUGGCCGACAGAGGUGCUGAGGUGGAAGUCCAGCCCCUGAAUGGUAUGCAUCAUGGUGCUGUGCUGUUGGCGGUGCUCCUGGCCAUCCAUGUGUUUGGCCUGCUGGCCUGCACUGGCUGGUUUGUCUACAAGAAGAUCGGCUUCCGGCGCCUGACGUCCCUGGGGCCAGCCUACUACAGACAGACCAGCUCCCAGUCCACCGAAUCAGAUGGGAAUGUGCUCAUUGGAGACUUAGAAUUGACUGCAGGGGAAUAGGGAUAUUAGUAAUUUGUGAAUGUGUGAGUGAGUGUGUGUUUGUUUGCCCGUGUCUGUGUGUGUGUAUGUGUGUGUGUGUGUGUGAGAGAGAGAGAGAGAGAGAGAGAGAGAGAAUGCAGUUGUGUGUUUGUGUGUCUCAGAGAGAGAGAGAUCAUACAGUGUGUUUGUAUAGGUGUAUGUAUUCAGGUAUGUGUUUCCUCACCCAGAGAGACUGCUUCUCUUCUCUGGGCUUGGAUUAUGAAGGAACCAUGUGAUUUACAGAUGAUCAGGGAUGAGGCUAUUGUAGUGAGCAAAACUGACAUUCAGGCCAUUUUGACCCCUGCACCUCCCAGACCAGACUUUACUGUUCAGGGCUACAGGGAGAUGAAUGGAUUGUAUAAACAGCAUCUGCACAAAGACCUUUGGAGGCCCCUCUUUGUAAUUGGUCUCAACUUUAACGAGGGGUCACACUUUCCUUUGAGAGUUUGGGGAUGACUUUCUGUUUAAGAUCAGGGAAAACUUUGUGUGUUAGAUAUGGAGCAUUGUAACCAAAGCAACUGUAGAACUGAAUCAGGGUCCAGGAAGGUUUUCUUUGGAAAGAGAAAUUUUAGCAGAAGCCACAAACAUCUUGGAUCACAUUGGACACUAACAGCUUCACAGUUUGGACAUGCUUUUUUGGUUCCCCUAGUAAACACGAAAUGUCAUUUAAAAUAUUUGAGAAGCUUUUAAGUUGCUUUUAUAACAGCACUUUAUCACCCCAAACGGCUCAAUGGAACCUAGCCAGAUCUAAUGAGAGUAGCUCAUAUUGUGUGUGUGUGUGUGUGUGUGUGUGUGUGUUCAUGAUUAUGUGAGACACUGUUUCACAUUUUCUUUUUCUUUAGACCUUUUGUGGUUAUUUAGAUUUACUCAAUGGAAGUACUUCAGCUGUGCUACGUCUUAAUAAUAAUAGAUUUGAGGAACCUGCAAGUGUUGUUUUCUAUUUAAGAUGCAUCAAACUUUUUUUCUUUACUCAUCUUAAAUCACUUCACUGAAGUAUUCCCAUCAUAUCCACAAAUUGAAGCCUCAUCCCACACAGUGCCAUGUGUAUUAAGACUUUUUCAUCCAUGUAAGAUGGCAAAAGAUGACUUAUUGAUAACAUUAAAUGACCUUACAUCCA